Vollenhovia emeryi is the source of this 1713-nucleotide messenger RNA. RefSeq names its product transcription initiation protein SPT3 homolog (gene Spt3). Gene Ontology annotation, biological process: transcription by RNA polymerase II. The record is from RefSeq and is a predicted model, not a curated record. Gene Ontology annotation, molecular function: transcription coactivator activity; protein heterodimerization activity; RNA binding. Gene Ontology annotation, cellular component: exosome (RNase complex). The coding region runs from base 257 to 1615 and encodes 452 amino acids. The transcript has 9 exons. NCBI's taxonomy places the organism in Eukaryota, Metazoa, Arthropoda, Insecta, Hymenoptera, Formicidae.
GAUACACAGUGAUAACAACCAAUGACAACCGAGGAGAACACAUGACUGAACAUAACCUCGUGUAUUUUGUCAAGCAGAAUUUUCUUAUCUAAAAUUAAUUCAAUAUAUCACGAAUAUAUAACAAAUUUCCCUUCGUACUUAUGUUUCUCGGAUUUGUAGCUUUUCCCGCUUCACUGAUACGGCAACUGUCUACAAUAGAUUAAUAUUUUUCAUAGAUAAAUUCAAGUUUGCCUGUGCAUAUUACGUAACACAAACAAUGACCGAACAGGACGUCGAACUUAUCGUCUGUGUGCCUGGUCAAAGAUUAUGUAUAGCCGACAAAGACAACGUAGCCGGACCUGGCACGUACGAGCAGCAGGGCUACAUCUACUCGAAGCUCGCUGGCGUCGUGAAAUUGGUGACAAACGACAAGACUCGUACGAUUGAGGUACAUGGUAUAACGGAACAAAGCAUUGUCCCUGCACCAGGAGACAUUGUAACCGCCAUGAUCACGGUAGUUAAUCAGAGAUUUUGCAAGUGCAGCAUCAAGUGCGUUGGCGACACAGUGCUGACGAGACCCUAUAAAGGAAUACUGAGGAAGGAGGACGUCCGUGCGAUUGACAAAGACAAGAUAGAGAUGUACAAGUGCUAUCGACCCGGAGACAUCAUUCUCGCGAGAGUUAUGCCAAUGACGGAGAUACACACUUAUCAGUUGAGCACUGCGGAAAAUGAACUAGGGGUAGUCAUAGCUCACAGUGAGGAAGAUAUUCAACAGAUGAUGCAUGGUUUUGGUGACAGUAGCGAGCCGCUGCUCGAAUCCGCGAAAAUCAUAGAGGACGUCGUGCUGCAACAGAUAAAAACGAUUGUCAGAAGAGCCUGCGAAAUCGCGGACAGACGAGCUGGCUCGAAGAAGAGCAAUGUCAUCAGCGGAGAAGACCUACUCUUUCUCUUGCGUAAAGACAAAGUCAAGCUUCAGCGCAUUAUAAAACACCUUGAGAUCAAAGAACUGGGCAGCUCUGUUCAAAAGCUCAUCACGCACGACACACCGCAAAAUACCGUGGACGUCGAGCAGAUGGACAGCGCCAAGAAGAAAGUGCCAUUUCAGAGUUUUCUCGAGCAGCUCGACAACACGGGCGAACUCCUGGAAAGCUCGUCCUCCGUUGACGAUGUUAAGCGACGUAGAUGCAUUCGCGCGGACAUCGCGGCGAGGUCCAUGGAUGAGGUGCAUUACAUGAAAUUCAGCAAGGCGCGCCGUGUCUCCUUCGCGAACAAAAAUCGCCACAAGUUCUGCGAUUGGAUCUGCCUGGACGGUGACGUUACUAUGUCAAAGCAAGCGCAAACGAUCUUGUCUUACCUUGCGUACGAAACGGUUGCUCAAAUUGUCGAUCUCGCUUUUUUAGUCCGGCAAGAUCAAGGUAAAAUGCACGGCGAUGCUAUAGAUCGGCAACGACUUAACUACGUUAAUCCAUUUACAUUUAAAUCCCGCUAUCAUAGUAAGAAUUUUAUAAUAAAACCAUUGACUCCUUCCGAGAUAACUGAGGCCCUGAGGCGGUACUGGUCUCCACAGCUAGACAUGAUAGGUCCAUUUAAUAGAUGGUCCAUGAGACGACCACACCUGAAACUCCUCUCAUGUUAGAUGUGAAAUGCUAAAGAAGGCUUCCUACUUAGGAUCGGACUGGAUCCACCGCCAAUAUUUCUUAUGAGAUUCCUCAGUGUCUUUGGAUUUUCCAGUAA